AUGUCUGACGCCGUUCACGUCAUCGCCGGCACCCCAACAGGAACACAGGAAGCCAGUGUUCCAGCUGACGACGUCGUAGUAGCCAACACCCACCGUGGGAGGACCAGUGCGGAAAAUGGAGCAGAGGAACACAAUAGUGCCCCGACCUACAGGGACACUGUUGCCGCUCUCCCCGCUCCCACGGUUCCUCUCACCACCGACGAAC
This is a messenger RNA of Cylindrotheca closterium, 205 nucleotides long. NCBI's taxonomy places the organism in Eukaryota, Bacillariophyta, Bacillariophyceae, Bacillariales, Bacillariaceae. The record is from the annotation of a GenBank genome assembly.